AUGCAUGAAAUUGUUACCGAAAAACUGAAAUUUUGUAAACUUUGCUCACGUUGGGUAUCAAAGAUUCUUGCUGAGCAACAUAAAACAAAACGGAUGGGUAGUGCACUUCAGUUUUUGACCCGUUAUGCUGAAACCGGCGAAGAAUUUCUGACACAGAUAGUUACAGGAGAUGAAACUUGGGUUUCUUACGACACCCCUGAAAGUAAGCGGCAAUCAAUGGAAUGGAGGCACACUUCAUCCCCAGCAGAGGUUAAGACGAUGCAAAUCUUGACACCUCGAAAAAUGAUGUGCACAGUGUUCUGGGACUGGAAAGGCAUCUUACUCAUUGAUUUCUUACCACGUGAUCAAACAAUCAGAGCAGAUGCUUAUUGCGAGACACUUCGAAAAUUGCGCCGCGCAAUACAGAAUAAGCGCCAAGGAUUGCUGUCAAAAGGUGUUUUCUUCACGACAACGCACGACCACACACUGCAAAUGUGA
This is a messenger RNA of Stegodyphus dumicola, 477 nucleotides long. Its product is annotated as histone-lysine N-methyltransferase SETMAR-like. Lineage: Eukaryota; Metazoa; Arthropoda; Arachnida; Araneae; Eresidae. The record is from RefSeq and is a predicted model, not a curated record.